This is a messenger RNA of Portunus trituberculatus (swimming crab), 8192 nucleotides long. RefSeq names its product rab GTPase-activating protein 1-like (gene GAPcenA). NCBI's taxonomy places the organism in Eukaryota, Metazoa, Arthropoda, Malacostraca, Decapoda, Portunidae. The transcript has 25 exons. Bases 599 to 4171 code for a protein of 1190 amino acids. The record is from RefSeq and is a predicted model, not a curated record.
GUUUUGAGAAGAUUCGUGGCGUCUGUACUCAGUCAGUGUUGUUGACAAAUGUCAGAUGAGUCUUUCAACCCAAUGUUUGGAGUUUACUUAGAAAAUAAUUAAGAAAUAUACAUGACUGUAGUGCACCAUCAAGCAUUUAUGAGAGAAUAUUAUGCAGCAUGAGACAAUGUGUGAGUCUUUGUAAAAGCAACUCAUUAAUCUCUGAAAGUGAUUUGUUGAAAAAAUACAUGUCGGUGAUGUUGAAAAGAAUAAAAGAAGAUACAUAUUGAGAAAAGUUGAUUGAGAAGGACUUUAGUGUGUGUAUUUCACCAAGACAGUUGCCAUGUUUCCUUUGGGUGGUGGGUGGUGGCCCAUGACAUCACACAAGAGUUUUGAAGAAAUUUGGGAGAUACACUGAGGAGCAGGCCAUUGCAAACAUGGCCCUUCAUAUUGCCCAUUGACAGGCAAGUGUAAGGCUACUGGUUGUGUGUGUAGCUGGAGUAAACCUUUAGUCACACACUGUAUUGUAGCUGCACUGUGUGGGGAAUGGUGGACUAGACAUCACGAUCAAGGUAUUGAGAGAUGCUGGAGAUCCUCUACCUUAGAAAAAAUAGGAAGUAUGGAAGAGUGCUCCAGUGUGAGAUCUACAGAUUCUGCAGGUACCAGUGAAGAGUAUGAAAUUGUGGAGAGUGAGCCAGUCACAGCCAGUACUCCUCAGCAGGACCACCCCUUGGAGCCCACACUGAACAUUGCCAACAACGGCAACAUGGAGGACCUGCGGCUGGAGCUGACAGAGGUUAUGAGAGAGAAAAGCUCUGAUGGAUCUUCCCCACCCACCACAAAUGGGAGAUCUGCUGCCAGGAGAGGUGAUGAUGAAGAAGAGGAGGAGGACGACCUACCAGUCUUCCCUUCACCACCACCCCUUGAGACCCAGGUGUCCCAAGUGUCACAGAUGUCACAGGUAUCUCAGGCGUCAAGCCAGAGUGAGGGACCUGGUCAACCCGAUGACAGGACUCUUGGGGAGAACAAUCCAAGUUUCUCUCAUCAGACUGCUUCAGAUGAUGACAUGGAGCGGGUGCAUGCUGAGGAUGGCAGCGGGGACUACACCAUCUUCAACCGAGUGACGUAUCUUGGGGCAGCCUCGAUCAAUGCACCUCGCAGUGAAGGGGAGAUCCAGCGCAACAUGGCCAUUCUCAAUGCCCAGGCUCAGGAGCAGGCGCUGGAGGUGUCUGUUUCUGUCCCCUCAAACUCUGAAGGCUAUGUCAUAGUUUAUGAUGCCAACAACAGCACAGAGAUGACACGAUUCAAAAUUCACCGCAUCUUGUUCUGUGCUCGUGGCAAGGCAGACACUUCAGAGGCUUGCUGCUUUGCCUUCACCUCGUCUCAUGGAGACACCCAGGAGACUGCCAUCUUCCAGUGCCACGUGUUUCGCUGUCAAAUCCCUGAGGCUGUGGCACGUGUCUUGAUCACUUUUGCGGCAGCAUUUCGACGUGUGCCUAAAAGCAAGAUGGGUCAGCGUGAGGAAGCCUGUCCCACCCGGCAGCCAGAUGAUCUCGUACACCUCUUUGAUAUCUCUUUGGAAAUAAAAGAAGAAGAUAAUAAGGGUAACUUCAACACAGUACCACGAGACAAGGAGUUCUUCAAGCUUCGGAGCAACAUUGAGAAACAGCUUGUCCUGACAGUGAGCCCAGCUCCACCCAGCAGCCUCCCCAGCAUGGCCCACCAUCCCCCAGCACCAGCAGAUCUUUCUGUUGAGAGAUGCUUCGGUCUCCUUGUGGCCCAUGGCAGGAGAGUGAAACACGCUGACAUGAACCUACUGGAGAUGAAAAUGGCCGUCCAUGAUCACUCACUGGCAGAGACAGUGAGAACUCAAAAUGGAUGCAAAAAUGGAUUCUCAAACACAUCCCAUGUUUUUGGGGUAAAUGAGGUGCAGGUCUCCAUGGGCAGCAGUGUGAGCGACAAGAAGAGUUAUGUGAUCUCAGGCCACUGGGACCCUUGUGAUCCAGUGUUUGCUGUGCUCAAUCAAGAGACACCUAAGGACCGGCGUGUGUUCAUGACAGUUGCCAUAGAUCUAGUCAUCCGAGGAAUCCAAGAGCCAGUACGCUUCACAAUAGAGACCAAAGUGCGGGUGUAUCCACAGAAUGAACGCUUCUGGUAUUUCAGCAAGAAACCACUAGUGCACCUCUUCUCCCUCAAGCUCAAGCAAGUGGACCACUCACCACAGGGAGACAAGCAGUAUGUGGUCACUGCUGUGGACAAUCUUGGUGAGGUGGAGCGAUGGCGACCCUCCACCAUGUCCCUGUCCCUGAAUCUCUCCUCCCUUACCUCUUCCACCCUCUCCUCUCUCUCUGCUGGGCGCUCCCCAUCCAUUGCCUCCAUUGAGACACCAGGCUGUGAAGAAGACACAGAUGAUGAUGAGCCCCUGCUGAGUGGAUCUGGUGAAGUUUCUAAGGACUGUCCACAAGGGGAACUGGACCUUUGGAGACAGCUGUUGCAACAGGAGGAAGUGUUGCCCAGGAUGCAAUCAGACUCCCAUCACCAGUUGCCCAAGGGUGUAGCAAGUCUUGUAAAGCGUGGUGUGCCAGAGGCUCUAAGAGGAGAGGUGUGGCAACUGCUGGCUGGUUGCUCUCAGAACCAGGACAUGAUGGAAACUUACCGAGUGCUGAUAACCAAGGACUGUGCCAGUGAUCAGGUGAUCCUCAGAGACAUUAACCGCACCUUCCCUGCUCAUGACUACUUCAAGGAGGCAGGUGGGGUGGGACAGGAUGCACUGUACAAGAUCAGCAAGGCAUAUGCAGUGUAUGAUGAGGAAGUUGGGUACUGUCAGGGGCUCUCCUUCCUAGCAGCUGCUCUCCUUCUGCAUAUGCCAGAGGAACAGACCUUCUGUGUUCUCAAGAGAAUAAUGUUUGAGUAUGGACUGCGAGAGCUCUUCAGGGAUGGCUUUGAGGUGUUGCACAUGCGCUUCUUCCAGCUGGGGAAACUGAUCGAGGAGCAUAUACCUGAGUUGUGGCAGCACUUCCAGGAACAAGGUGUGGAGGUGCACAUGUUUGCCAGCCAGUGGUUCCUCACUCUCUACACUGCCAAGUUCCCUUUGUUCAUGGUGUUCCAUUACCUUGACCUCUUCCUCCUCAUUGGGCUUGAUUCAGUCUUUCAGGUGGCAUUGGCUCUCCUCCAGAUGUCCAAGAAGGAGCUGCUAUCAUCUGAUUUUGAAGGAAUACUCAAGUACUUCAGGGUGUCCCUACCCAAAAAGUACCGCAAUGAAGAUGUAGCCAGACAGCUCUUCAAACUGGCCACCUCAAUUAAGGUGAAGAAAAUCAAGAAGUAUGAGAAAGAGUACCUUGCCCUCAAAGAACAAGAAGCGCUGCAAGAGGACCCAGUGUUACGACUGGAACGGGAGAACCGUCGCUUCCUGGAAGACAAGAUGAGGCUUGAGCGGGAGAAUGAUGACCUUGCACAGGAACUCGUGAACAGCAAAAUCACCAUGAGAAAAUGCAUGGAUCAGUUGGAGGACAAGUGUGACUCCCUGGGGAAGGAAGUGGUGAACCUCAACACUGUCCUGUCUGAUGCUGAGGAGGAGAAGAAACGUUUACUUUUGGAAGCCAAUCAGGUGAAGGAGCUGCUUAAGAGGGAGGUGGAGAAGGGGGAUGUCGAGACUCAGAGUAAGUCAGCCAUCAUUGCUGAUUACAAGAAUAUCUGCUCCCAACUCUCUGAAAGGCUGGACAAGGAGCAAGCAGCCAAUACACGCACCAUCAACAUGUACAAGGCUAAGGUGGCUUCAUGUGAGAAGUGCAGUGCCUUGCUCUCCCCCGUCUGUGGCCCGACAGUAGAGAUGGGUCUGGAGGAGUCUCCUGCAGUAACCCGACUCCAGCAGCAGGUGCGGGAGUUGGAGCUGGAACUGGCCAAGACCAAGUUGGCUCUGGUAGAAUCGGAAUGCAAGAAUCAGGAUUUGACACAUCAACUAACCACAGCUGUGAGGGAGCUUCAGGCCACUAAAAACACAUGGUUCCAGAAGACACUCACCUCCUUCUCCUCCCUGAAGGAGCGCUCUGGCUCCACCUCUUAUCCCUCCUUUACCACCACCACCACACAAACCACCACAGCUCCUGCCACCACCAGUGUAGUCACCUCUGCUACCACAAGCGCCAAUGUUCAGCGUCAGAUCAGUAAAGACAGCAACGCUGAAAAGAUAUAGAACAUGCCUCUUCUCAUCCUCCGCAACAUCAUAUAUUUCAGAAAACUGGCUAAUGUGUGAAGUGCAUUUAGAAAUGGAAGGGAAGAGUAGUCUAGUAUAAGGGUACCUUUGCCAUAAGUGACUACGAUAGUGAAGGAGAAUGAUGAGCUUAGUGUUGGGGAGUUGUGACAGCAGAAGUAUUCCCAGAAAUUGUUCAGUGAUGAUUUGGAAAUACAUUCCAGCACCUCAUGCACUUACACCACUCUUCCAUCCCCAGUCUUGUCAAGUGUGUGAAGGAAGAGUAAGACACAUCACAAGAAUGAAGGUUGUGGUAGAGCACUGGUGGUUGAUUGAAAUUCUCUGAGGUGGUGUGAUGCAAUGUGACUGCUAUGAACUAUGAAAGCACCUCAUUGCUACCUAGCUAGUGUGUCUAUUCUGCUAAAGACUUGCCUAUGUCGAGGUCACGUCAUCAUCUGUUUCUGCUGCUACUUUGACUACUACUACUGCUACUACUACUACUACUGCUAUUCCUACUCAACUCUUACUCCUACUCCUACUACUGCUACUGCUAUUCCUACUCCUACUGCUAUUCCUACUCCUACUCCUACUCCUACUCCUGCCACUAUCCUUAUUCACUGCUGCUGCUGCUGCUAUUCUUGCUACAAGAGAAUCCUGAGUUACAAAUUAUUUGAUACAAAUUACUUGAUUCAAAUUUAGAUCAUAUAAUUUUGUUCUUUGUUCUAAUUUAUAUAUGUAGAAUUUGUAUUACUCAAAACAAAUUCACUAAAAUUAUUCUCAAAAUAAUGAAAGUACAUUAGAUAUUUUAAAAAUCUUAUUGUUGGUUUAUACUUUUUAUGAAAUGUAAUUAAUUUCCAAGUCAUACUACUAUUAAUACAACAAUUACUACUACUACUACUACUACAACAAAUUCACUAUUUCUAGUAUCUACACCAAUGCAAUUUCAUGUGUGUGUGAGUGUGCAUGUGUUCCAAUCAUGUGCUUGUAUAUGUGCCUAGGAUAUAUUCAUACCCGUACUUAAGAAAACACUACAUACAUUGAGCUAGGUGUUAGAAAGCUUCUCUUUUUUUAGCAAUACACAGAAACUUAAAGUAAGUAAGUGUGAAGCUUUCACUGAGGAGCUUCAGCACAGUCCAGGGAGAGGGAGGGGACAUGGGGAGGGGAAGGGCCUCAUACAUAAUAUAGCAAAUUGUAUUGCAAGUUAGGUUUAAUAGAAGUCUUUGUUGCUGUAGCAUAAUGGUGAAGUGAUGGGACUUGUAAGGAAGCAACAAGAUGAUAAAGUUUCAAUUUAUGGAAUGAGGGGAGGAAGGAGGCACGUUUGAGGUGAUGGGAUGGAAAGAGGAAUGAGAAGGCAUGGAGGCACAAGGUGACAUUAACAAGGAUAGUGAGAAAGUAGCCAUUUCAAGGAGGAUUGAGGAGGUAUUCAGAUAUGAUGUAACAAAACAAGAAUGAAAAGAUAGGGUCCAUUAAUAGUUAGUUUUUUUUUUUUUUUUUUUUUUCUAGAGUGAAAGGCAGUUAUUAUUAUGUGCCAGGAGUGGGCACGAUAGAUGAACCUUAAAUAGUGGAAUUUAAAAUGUGACAGUACUAUGGAAGUUGAGUAGACAUGAUAAAAAAUAAUAGAAUAUUCAGAAUGUGUAAUAAACUUACAAAUUCAAAGGACAAAUUUCAUACAGGAAUUUAUAUGAGUUGAAAACAAUACAGGAAAAACAGGGUCAGUCAAUGGCUUUCAUAGUGUUGCAUAUUUAUAUGUACAUGGUAGAUUUUUGUUUUUAGAUCUGCCAUUGUGUAGAAUUUGCCUUGUUGGUAAUACACAAUUAUAUACUUUUGAAUAAUGGUCAUCAGGAUAUGACUCCUGGAAGCAGUUUUGCAAGAAAUUUUUUUACUUUUGGAAACAAAAGUUAAAUUACCAAGGAAAAAUUAUUAAUUUUGAUACAGAGGGGAUGAAAAAGCAGGCAAUUUCACUGUAUCUUUAUAAAGUGAAAACUUGAAUAUUUUGUAUUUGCCAUCAAUCAGAAUAAAUUUAUUUUUACCUUACUUGUUAGAGAAACAAAUGAAGGAAAUAUUGACAUUCUAUUCCUGCUGUACCAUAGUGUAUUCUUUCAUUAAUAUUGCAUAGGUUCUGUUAGUAUACAUAUAUACAUGUUGUAUGUACUCCUUUGAUUUCUGAGAUUUAAGAGUAUCUCAAGUCACUUGUACAUAGAUAUAUAUUAUAAUCAAGAAAGUAAUUUGUAUUCAUAAGUUACAAGGUAUUUACUGCACACAAGAGAUAUUUCUAAUAAAAAGAAGCUUAUAUUAAUGUGUACCAUGUAAAGUCUAACUUCUUUAUGUAUAUGUGAGUGAGAGAGAGAGAGAGAGAGAGAGAGAGAGAGUGAGAGUGAGAGUGAGAGUGAGAGAGAGAGUGUGUGUGUGUGUGUGUGUGUGUGUGUGUGUGUGUGUGUGUGUGUGUGUGUGUGUGUGUGUGUGUGUGUGUGUGUGUGUGUUGGGUAAUGGCUGGCAGAGAGGGGCCCCGAUGUCUCUGUUAAUAACUGUUAAUGAACAUACUGCAAAAAACAAUGCAAGUACUUACUACACCCACACACAUCUGUUUAGGAGAGCCAUUUAGAAAGGAUAUAUUUAAUUACAUGCAAAUUUAGUAGCAGUUUUUACAUGCAGUUAUAUUAGUGGGUAGGUGAAAAAGACACUGAAGCAGUCAGGAGAGUGCAAACCCCAAGGAUAACCAAGCCUGGGCACUGGCAACCUGGUAGCAGGAGUGGAGUCUUGCCAGGUUUACUAUAGUUACAGUUCUACAGUUAUCAUUUCAAUAUACUCAUAUGUUUCAUAUUACAUAUACAUACAUGCACAUUUCAUUAACAUUGUACUAUAUAAUAUUUAUUUUGUGAUAAUAUUGUACCUCAUUGUAUUGCUUUGAAAUAUGAAGUGAACACCUUCAAGCCAUUACUCUUGUACAGGGUCUAUGAAGGAAUAGAUGUGAUUUUGAGAGAAGCAGACUCCGAACUGGACCUUGAGAGUGAUGGGCUGUUGGGAAGUAGAGUGGAGUCUUUAACCCUGUCACUGGUAUAGUUGCCCAUUAGGAAUAUUCAGACUACUGAAAUACUGCUUCAAAGGACACAAAUGAGAGAACUGAGGUUAUCUUGGCAAUGUAACUGUUUAAGAUACUGAUGUACUCCAAUAUAUGACUUAAGACACUGAUAUACUAUAAUAUAUGACUGAGAAGCUGUAUAUUGAGAAAAAUUGCAUACUAGUGAAAGGGUUAAGGCAUGACUAUUUUGGGGCUUGAGUGGCACCCAGACCUCCUCAUGUCACACACUGUUUUGUUAGUAUCAGGGGAGGUGGAGAAGCACCGCCAUGUCCUUGAUGCAAAUUCUACUUAAUAUAAAUCUUAAUAUGUUAAUUUAUGCCAUAGUCUCUCUUAGGUUGUAUUUAGGGAUGGUUAUAGGUUAUAUUUGUUCUUUAUACAAGUUUUUAAAAAGGUAUAUUUAUUGAAGUUACGAUUAUUAUCUGAAUUAUGUUAUAUGAAAUUUCAUAAUAUUGUUUGUAAGGAAGUAAUAUUAUUUGUUGAAGUAGGAAUAAGGACAAAAUUUGAUCCCUUUUCACAUACCAGUAUUGCUGGUAAGUUGUGGUGUCACCCAACUUGACAGAGCAAUGCAGGGGUAUGACAAGGAACCCAUAGCCCAGCACCACCACUCAGUCAUGGCUGGAGGCUGCCAUCACAGUUUUCUGUUCAAGAUAUGUAUUGUAAAUAUGCUGAAGGAAAGAAUAUGCUCAUACUUAUAUGCCAUUUUUAGUGCUACAUUCUUUUUCAUAUAAAUGUAUGUACACAUGCAUGGACUGUAUAUUGAUUUCUGUUUAUACCAAUUAUCUCUAAAAAUUAAUAAGGAAAAUUUGUGCUGCAAAUGCUUGUUAGGUCAGUGAAUAGUUGUAAGUUAUGUUCAGUAAUAUGAAGUCACAGUCCCCCUUCCCUCCGAUGGCAAAACUUGUGAUACUGCCCUUCUGUACCUCUACACCAAAUACACAAUAAACUCAC